This is a messenger RNA of Aspergillus heteromorphus CBS 117.55, 454 nucleotides long. RefSeq lists its product as uncharacterized. The transcript has 4 exons. The record is from RefSeq and is a predicted model, not a curated record. The coding region runs from base 156 to 404 and encodes 82 amino acids. NCBI's taxonomy places the organism in Eukaryota, Fungi, Ascomycota, Eurotiomycetes, Eurotiales, Aspergillaceae.
CCUCCAUCCUCCAUCUAUCUAUCUAUCUACCCCAUCGCUCCCCUCUGAUUUGAAAACCGAGCAAUAAUUCAUCAAUACCUCUCAUCAAACACCGAAAUUUCCUCAUUCAUCCCUGUCGGUACAUCCACAAGGAGAACAGAAUAGCAAACAGCAACAUGCCCCUCGUCGUCCCCGGAAUCAACAACACCGAAGGUUCAAGCCAGGAUGAAUGGCUGAAUAAGUUGGCUGGGAAGACCAUCUCCGAGCAGGGAGGAGGUGAUGCUACUUCCUUCGCGAAACAGGACCUUCCCAAGUCCCACCGCAUCGUCAGGCCCGGACAACCGGUCACGAGGGAUUGGAAUCCGGAGAGGUUGAAUGUCCAUGUCAGUGAGGAGGGAACGGUUCAGCAUGUUAGUUUUGGUUAGAUGGUUGGGGGCGAUGUGAUAAUAUGCUGUGUAUGAUUGACGAGAGAGAG